CUGGUGUUGUUUGAACUUGGGUGAAUAAAGAACACAUACGUUAUAGUUGGAAAACUACAAGUGUGGGAUUUUCUAAAGAAAACAGCGUUUGUAAAAGGAAGAUAUUGUGUUGAAAUGGGUCAAUGCUGUAGCUCAGACAAAGCAUGGAGGUAUACCUCCAUGGGCAGAGGCAGACGCGAUCGCUUUCGACGAGAGGCGUUGACUGCGCAUAAUAACUACCGCGUAAAACACGGUUCCCCACCCCUACGUCUAGCGGGGAAGAUGAAUAGUUACGCGCAAAAGUGGGCAGAACGGUGCGCAAAGUCGGGGCAACAGAAGCAUCGAUCAUCCAACAAGUACGGCGAAAAUAUUUACUGGUUUUACAACUCAUCAGGCCUCCAUGGGUUGAGUGGUGAACAAGCAGUGGAAAGUUUCUAUAACGAAAUAGCUAAAUAUGAUUUCAACAAGGGCGAGUUCACACAAGGCACAGGUCACUUCACACAAGUCGUCUGGAAAGACAGUGUUCGGCUUGGCGUUGGCAUGGCCAUCAAUUCUAAGAAGCCCAAUGAGGUGUACGCAGUCUUCAACUAUGACCCUCCCGGAAAUGUCAUAGGUCGUUUCAAAGAAAACGUCUUUCGUCCAAGAAGCUAGAGCUAUGAAGAAUGAUAUUUGGAAAUACAUUCUGAAAAUAUCUGACCGUGAAUCGAAAUUUUCAAAAAAGGGAUGGUUUUAAUAUUUGACUUACUCUUUGUGAGAAAAGUAAUCUGGCCAAUUUUUGUAAGAUAGAUUUUUUAGAACAACUUUAGGGAUGCGAUAAAUAUGCGGUCAUCCACAAUGCGAACUAUUUUGGGGCCUUAUCUGUUUAUCUUUAUAAUAUUUUUCUAUUUUACGUCAGUGUUUGUUUGCUUUACUCGCCUAAAUUCUCUUUGUAUAUACUUCUGCGUCUUUACCAUUUAUUUUACGCAUUAUAGAUGAUUGAUUAGUAAUAAUUGUUCGAAUUAGUACCAAAACUGCAAACUUUAUCGGCAUAAAAUAAACGUAAAAAUAAUUCAGUAAAUACAAACCAACUUCCGGUUGCGAAUUACAGUAGCUACGAAUUACAGUAAACUGCGAAUUACUGUACCUAACGAAGCUACGAAUUACAGUGCAAAUUAGAUUUAUGCAAAUUAGCUUCGUGAGGAACCCGUUUUGUUUAGUAACGUUUCAUAUUGUUUAUAUGCGAGUCUCUAAAUACUGGAAUAGCUAAAUUAGACAGUAUUUUAAUGAAAAAUAAUGUUUAAACCUACUAAUAGGUCUAGUAAAAAAGCCAAAAAGCAGGAAGGUCACUUAAUUCAAAUGGUAAGAAAAGUACCGUAUGCGUAUUAUUGUAUUAUUUCGUCAAAUACCGUAACCUUUCAAGUUCAUUCCAAGAGGUGCGUUCACGUUCCUUAGCAAUCUCUUUCAUUUAACUAGCAUUUUGCAAUUAUCGUUCAUUUAUACUUCCAAUUUAUGUUCUAUACUAUCUUUAUAAGUGUUAUUAAAGCUCAAUUUUUCAAUAUUGAUAACUUUGCAAUAUGCCUUGAAAAAAACAUCGUUUUAUUUACAAGAAAUUCCAAGAGUGAGAAUUAUAUCCAAACUCAUGUCUCAGUAUGAGAGCAACCGAAUAGUGGUCAAACACAGUGGAGUGUCUAUGGGUGCCCCCCCCCCCCCC
Anneissia japonica is the source of this 1669-nucleotide messenger RNA. Its product is annotated as Golgi-associated plant pathogenesis-related protein 1-like. The transcript has 4 exons. Gene Ontology annotation, cellular component: extracellular region. The record is from RefSeq and is a predicted model, not a curated record. Lineage: Eukaryota; Metazoa; Echinodermata; Crinoidea; Comatulida; Comatulidae. The coding region runs from base 115 to 630 and encodes 171 amino acids.